AAGCGCCCGUAACGCCCUUCUCCAGUUCUCCUCUUCCCACACUAGCUUUCCACGGGGGCGAUGGCGAUGGCGAUAGCAGUCAGUAUCUUCCUCCUUAUUCUGGUUUUGAUCGUCGUCCUCUUGCUUUUGUUCUGCAAGCCAUGGCGUUUCUUCUUCUCCUCGUCUCAGACCCGCCCGAUCAAGGUCAGUGAUGUAGAAAGACCUCUUAUUUCUGAUUAUAUGGAUACUGUCCAAAAUCAAAGCAACGACUCGCCAAGAAAUAGGUUUUCAGAGGGUUCACAUCUUCAAGCUGAAGGGAAUUUUAGCUCACCAAGAAAACAAGGACCUGUCUCUAAACAGAGGCUUCCAUCAACAGAUGCACAUUCUAGCCAAGACUCAAACUUGGCUCUAGAUGCAAUUUCUGAUCUAUCAGAAAAUGUCAUGGUUGGUCAUACUUUAAAACGCACUUUGGUUGCAAAGCACCCAGUUGAAGAGCGAAAACAUGCUAGGAGAGAAGUGCCAAAUUAUGGCUUGCCACUCAUUUCUGAAAAUGAUAGUCCUCGAGAGCCUAUGCUUAAGGAUAUCACAGCUCAAAGAAGCAGCCUGACUCUGGAAGUUAUAUCUGGUCCUUCUUGUGGGCUUCGAUGUUCCCUACUGUCAACUAAUACAUCUAAACUUCCUGUGACCCUUGGGAGAACUUCUCCAAGUGAUCUGUUACUGAAGGAUGCAGAGGUCUCAGGAAAACAUGCUCUGAUUAACUGGAAUCUAGAUAAACUGAAAUGGGAGCUUGUAGACAUGGGAAGCCUAAAUGGAACACUAUUGAAUUCCCAGGCAAUCAACCAUCCUGAUACUGGGAGUAGACAUUGGAGUGAACCCGUUGAACUUGCAAGUGGAGACAUAAUAACUCUUGGCACAACAUCUAAAGUUUUUGUUCAAAUUACUCAAUUUGCAGAUUGCCAAAUACCACUUGGAGUUGGUGUUGCAUCUGAUUCUAUGGCCUUACGUCGAGGAGGAAAGAAGCUUCCUAUGGAGGACGUCUGCUAUUACCAAUGGCCUCUUCCAGGAUUUGAACAGUUUGGACUGUUUGGCAUCUGUGAUGGGCAUGGUGGAGCAGAAGCUGCCAAAUCUGCUAGCAAAAUUCUUCCUGAGAUGGUUGCCAAUAUCUUGUCAGUUUCAGAGAAAAGGCAAAAGGUUCUUUCUCUGUGUGAUGCCUCAGAUGUGCUUAGGGAUGCAUUUUCUCAAACAGAAGCAUUCAUGAAUCAUCAGUAUGAGGGCUGUACUGCUACAGUGCUUUUGGUCUGGGCUGAUGGUCAUGAAGAAUUCUUUGCACAGUGUGCAAAUGUUGGGGAUUCAGCUUGUGUUGUAAAUGUUGGUGGGAAGCAAAUCAAAAUGACAGAAGACCACAGAAUAACCAGUCAUUCUGAACGAACCCGCUUUAAAGAAACAGGAGAACCAUUGAAAGAUGGUGAAACACGCCUGUGUGGUUUGAACCUUGCCCGGAUGCUUGGUGACAAAUUCUUGAAAGAACAGGAUCCCCGCUUUAGUUCGGAACCUUAUGUCAGCCAAGUUGUACAUAUACAAAAAGCAAGCAAUGCAUUUGCACUGUUGGCAAGUGAUGGCUUAUGGGAUGUCAUCAGCAUUAAGAAGGCAAUGCAGCUUGUCCAUCAGGUGAGGGAUAGGUAUGCUGCAGAUGGAGAAAACCUGGCUGAAAAAAUUGCCAAUUUCAUGUUGGAUGAGGCAAGAAGUUUGAGGACAAAGGAUAAUACAUCCAUAAUUUUCUUGAACUUUGACACAAUUAGUAGAACUGAAUGUAAAAUUUGUUUUUAAAUUAACAAAGGUUCAUUUCACCAUUCUUACUUGAUCUAGGAAAAUUUUGCUGCCCUUUAGGCCCUUUUCUUUUCGUUUUCUCCAUUUACAACCAUAUAUACAAGUAUAUAACCAUGGGAUCUGGCUAGGCAUUCAAAACGAAUACUAAGAUCAUGGUGUGCCUUGUAGAUGAAA
This is a messenger RNA of Nelumbo nucifera (sacred lotus), 1980 nucleotides long. RefSeq names its product protein phosphatase 2C 70. Gene Ontology annotation, molecular function: cation binding; protein binding; protein serine/threonine phosphatase activity. Gene Ontology annotation, biological process: protein dephosphorylation. The record is from RefSeq and is a predicted model, not a curated record. NCBI's taxonomy places the organism in Eukaryota, Viridiplantae, Streptophyta, Magnoliopsida, Proteales, Nelumbonaceae.